Molecule: messenger RNA, 4112 nt
Organism: Aricia agestis (brown argus)
Lineage: Eukaryota; Metazoa; Arthropoda; Insecta; Lepidoptera; Lycaenidae
Product: toll-like receptor 7
Exons: 1
Coding region: 163-3996 (1277 amino acids)
Biological process (GO): signal transduction
Cellular component (GO): extracellular matrix
Molecular function (GO): protein binding
Source: RefSeq, a predicted model, not a curated record
GGCCGGCACGCGCUCGCGGUGCCCAAACCCCGACGUCUUUACGCAAAACGUAAACAUUGAGCCGUGUGUGUCAGAAUCAAAGUGAAACCGAUAAGGACGAAAAAAGUGAAUUUGUGACGGAACGUUUCUAAAAUACCGAAUAAGGACAAAUGUUCGGAAAAUAUGUUCCGAUUUAUGACUUUUCUGUUCGUGACCUUUGGUGCCAGUGCUGUUAGUGGUCUAGAUUGUGUGAAGGAUGGCGAGGAUAGAACUAUGCUGUGUCGCAUACGGACGCUCGAAUCGAACGGUUCGAGUUUGGUUCAGGCCCAUCCUGAGAAUACGAAACAUCUGAAAAUAGAAUGUAACCAACUUCUACUUUUCGAGAGCUAUCUCGAGGCGAACUAUUUCCAAAAGUUCUCUAUCCUCGAGGACUUAUCCCUGCGAAACUGCAAACUACUCAAGAUCCCCGGCAAUGCAUUCGAAGGAUUACGUGAACUUAAAAAGUUGUCGGUGCGAUCCAAAAACGAUGAUUGGAGCCCGAGUAAAAAUUUGGAACUCUCUCUCGGAACUUUCAACGGCUUGAGAGAACUUCAGACGCUCGAUCUCGGGCAAAACAAUCUGAAAGUAAUACCGCCAGAUGUUUUCUGCGCUUUAGAUAAUUUACAACUUUUGAACAUUACUCGUAACAAAAUUAAAAGCGUGGAUCGCCUCGGAUUCGGGAAGACUUGCGGAUCGAGCCUACAAAGUUUGGACGUCAGCUUUAAUGAAAUAAAAUCGUUAAGUGAUGAAUCUGAAAUAACCGGAUUUCGGCGACUUCAAGAGCUGAAGCUGCAGAAUAACAAUAUAAGUGAUAUAUCUAGUGAAAUAUUCAAUGGACUUAUAUCGUUGAGGAUUUUGAACAUUUCGUACAAUAAACUACAGUUCAUACCGGAGGGGACGUUCGCUAAUACUAAGGAGUUGCGCGAAAUGUAUCUCAAUAAUAAUAUGCUGUUCGAGUUAGCCAAAGGCGUAUUUCACCGAUUAGAGCAGCUGCUUGUCUUAGAUUUAUCGAAUAAUCAACUCUCGAGCGCUCAUAUCGAUGGCGGAACAUUUAUUGGCCUUAUACGCUUAGUCAUUCUCAAUUUAUCCAAUAACGCCUUGACGAGGAUAGAUGGUAAGACGUUUAAGGAUUUAUUCUUCCUACAGAUAUUAGAUUUAAGAAACAAUUCAAUCGGAUAUAUUGAAGAAAAUACUUUUCUUCCAUUGUAUAAUUUGCAUACAUUGAAUUUAGCCGAAAAUCGUUUACAUACUAUUGACGAGUUCCUUUUUAAUGGAUUGUUUGUGUUAAGUAAAUUAAAUUUAAAUAAUAAUCUGUUAGUCACUAUUGACAUAAAAGCUUUUAAAAAUUGCUCAGAUUUAAAAGAGCUGGAUUUAAGCUCAAAUCAAUUAACUGAGGUUCCAAAUGCCGUUUGGGAAUUGUCACUGCUUAAAACUUUGGAUCUUGGUGAAAAUCAAAUAUCAGAUAUUAAAAAUGGCUCCUUUAAAAAUUUGGAUCAGUUAACCGGUUUGAGGUUGAUAGAUAAUCAAAUCGGUAAUCUUAGUGUCGGUAUGUUUUGGGACUUACCUAGUCUUCAAGUAUUAAAUUUGGCUAAAAAUAAGAUACAGGCUAUAGAAAGAGGCAGCUUUCAACGUAAUAAACAAUUAGAGGCUAUUAGACUAGACGGUAACUUUAUCUCAGAUCUAAAUGGAAUAUUUUCGACUCUGUUGAGUUUGCUUUGGCUUAAUCUUUCAGAAAAUCAUUUAGUGUGGUUCGACUACGCUUUCAUUCCGAGCAAUUUAAAAUGGCUUGAUGUACAUGGCAAUUUUAUCGAGCAUUUAGGAAAUUACUACAAGCUCCAAGAUGAAAUCCGCAUUAAAACUUUGGAUGUGAGUCAUAAUCGUAUCAUAGAAAUAUCUCCGUUCGCGAUCCCUAAUAGUGUCGAGCUUUUAUUCAUAAACAACAAUCAUAUUAAUAAUAUUCAAGUAAAUACAUUUAUAGAGAAAACCAAUCUUACGAGAGUUGAUAUUUAUGCAAAUGAGAUAUCUCAUUUAGAUAUCAACAGCCUCCGGUUAUCUUCGGUCCCCCUAAACAAGUCAUUACCAGAGUUCUAUAUCGGAGGGAAUCCCUUUGAAUGCGAUUGUUCCAUGGAAUGGUUGCCUUUAAUAAAUAAUAUGACAGCAAAUAGGCAGCAUCCGAGAAUAAUGGAUCUCGAAAAUGUUUUAUGUAAAAUGACCCAUACAAGAGGGGUCACCCAUAUACCGUUGAGUAAUCUAAAAUCUACAGACUUUUUAUGUAGCUAUGAAACACACUGUUUCACUUUAUGUCACUGUUGUGAUUACGUCGCUUGCGACUGUCAAAUGACUUGCCCGAAUAACUGUUCCUGUUAUCAUGAUCCGACCUGGCAUACGAAUGUUGUAGAUUGUUCUAAUCAGAGAGCAGGCGACAUACCAGAAAAAGUACCCAUGGACGCCACGGAGGUAUAUUUGGAUGGUAAUGACUUUAAAGAAUUGCAAAAUUAUGCGUUCAUAGGGAGGAAAAAUAUGAGAUCCCUUUAUGUUAAUUCAAGUGAAGUCGAAAAUAUACAUAAUAAAACAUUCGCAGGAUUAUCGUCGCUGAUACUUCUGCAUCUUGGAAAUAAUAAGUUAAAACAUUUAAAUGGUUUCGAAUUUGAGCACUUGACGCAGCUAACCGAACUUUAUUUGCAAGAUAAUUUUAUAACUUACAUUCAUAAUUCCACAUUUUCUACUUUACGUCAGUUAAGAAUAUUGCGCUUAGAUGGCAACAGAUUAGUAGAUUAUUCCCUGUGGAGUCUCACAGUGAACACUAAUUUGAGAAGUUUAUCGAUCGCGAAUAACAUGUGGUCAUGUAAGUGCAGAUACUUACAAAAGUUUACAUCUUACAUAUCGGAGAAUGUCCAUAAAAUAAAAGACAUACACGAUAUCAAGUGCUGGAACACAGAAACCCGCUCGCCACAAAAGAAGGAAUUAAAUCUGAACGGUACAAUAUGUAGCGAUUAUUAUGCGGGCGAUUCGUUCACGGAUAACAUGAUUGUUUCGGAUUACAUGCCGGUAAUGGUGACUACGUUCACUGGGUUUACGCUUAUUAUCUUAGUCACCCUAGUGACUUUCUUAUUUAGGGAUACGAUUCGCAUCUGGUUGUACACGAGUUGCGGAAUAAGGCUGUUCCCAUUCACCGGAGCAUACGAUGACACUGACAAAUUGUACGAUGCUUAUAUUUGCUACAGCCCCAAGGAUGACGAUUUCGUGAUACAAACUUUGGCCGCCGAGCUGGAAAAUGGAAGUCCCUCGUAUCAUCUAUGCUUACAUUAUAGAGAUAUUCCUCAACACGGAGUUCCUUACAUGCAAUGCACAUUACCAUUACCCGAAGCUGUGGAAGCUUCGAAACGUAUUAUUCUAGUGCUCACACGAAAUUUCUUGGAGACGGAGUGGUCCCGUUUCGAAUUUAGACAAGGAUUACAUGAAAUACUAAAAUCUAGAUUCUGCACGCUUCUAAUAAUAGAAGAUAGUUCAAUAUUGACGGACAUCGAGUGCGAUCCAGACUUGCGGCCGUACCUAAAGACCGGCGUAAGGAUUAGGUGGGGUCAAAAUAAAUUUUGGGACAAGCUUAAAUACGCGAUGCCGGAUAGGCGGUACAAAGCAAAAAGGUCAUCUAGCUACCGACAUAAUAUUAAUUCGUAUGCAAUGCGAAAUAGCAUGCAAAACGGGACGAUGAGAUCAUUUUCGUUUACUGAAAAAAUCAAUGAACCGAGCGGUAAUGACGUGCCGGAAUUUAUUCAAAAUCGUCCCCCACAACCUCAGCCGAUCUAUGCGCCUGAUGGUAGACCUCCGUCGGAUCAUAUCUAUUCCUCUAUUGAUUCAGACUAUUCCUCAUUAGAAUUAGGCGGGAAUAAUCCUAAUAGAAGGAGGGAGUUUAGGCACUGGCCUCCUCCACCUCCGCUAAUUGAUACCCAGCAUUCGGGUCAAGCUUACCUCGUCUAGUCUAAAGCUUCUAAUCGUUGUAGUCAGCUUCUUGUGUAAAUUGUAUCAUCUGCCGCGCUUUACCAAAUAAUUAAGUCUAUUUUUGUAAUUUCGAGCUCGAGGUUCUGUUUUUAGUC